This is a messenger RNA of Diuraphis noxia (Russian wheat aphid), 612 nucleotides long. Its product is annotated as protein FMC1 homolog. Gene Ontology annotation, cellular component: mitochondrion. Lineage: Eukaryota; Metazoa; Arthropoda; Insecta; Hemiptera; Aphididae. The record is from RefSeq and is a predicted model, not a curated record.
AAAAGUGAUAAUAACAAUUUUAUUUUUAUUAUCUUCUGUAACUAUUAACUAAUCUAAUUAGUAAUUUCAAAUUUGAUUAAUUAACAAUUAAUAGUUAAUACGCAAGUACGCAACUCGUCCCGCAUUCCCACGGCAGGCGUUUACUUAGUGUUUUAGGAUAUUUGUUAGGAAAGCCGGUUCUUCGUAUAGAAGAUCCAAGACUCGCGAAACGCAUCCAAAAUGUUUGGAAAGACGUCGCUUGCCCUCCUGCGAUCGCUGACCCGUGAAUUCCGGUAUGUUACAUCUGACGGCAAAUUGCUCAACCGACCUUUAAUGCGGUUGAUACUAUCUGAAUAUCGAUCAAAUAAAGUCACCUCGGCGCAGUACUGCCGUGGACCAGAUGAGAUGAUCUGGGUUGCUGAAACUUACUUGCAGUAUAUACGAUCGCAGCGUAUAUGCCGCGAGCUCACAGACAAACAUCAGAAACGAGAAAAAACCGUUCAAGAAACUGCGGAUAUGAUUGGUUUUAGACUACCAUCUGCACCCACGAACGAUAAAGACAAUUAAAGUGUAGAAUUAUUUCUCUAUAUGUAAAUAGUUUUCUGUGAAAAUCAUUAAAGUGUUAAGAUAAUA